Messenger RNA from Oppiella nova, 186 nucleotides. The record is from the annotation of a GenBank genome assembly. Lineage: Eukaryota; Metazoa; Arthropoda; Arachnida; Sarcoptiformes; Oppiidae.
AAAAUAAAGUUAGCGAAAGUGACUAAAGUGUUGGGCCGUACGGGCAGUCAGGGCCAGUGUACGCAAGUGAGGGUCGAGUUCCUGGAUGACAAUCGGUCCAUCAUUCGCAACGUGAAGGGACCCGUACGCGAGGGAGACAUUCUCACGCUUCUCGAGUCCGAGAGAGAGGCCAGAAGAUUGCGGUGA